Messenger RNA from Durusdinium trenchii, 8799 nucleotides. The record is from the annotation of a GenBank genome assembly. NCBI's taxonomy places the organism in Eukaryota, Dinophyceae, Suessiales, Symbiodiniaceae.
AUGGUCGUGAGACUGCUGAUUUUGCUGCUUUCGUUGCAUGCGCUUUCCCUAGUUGCUGGCGACAAGAGGGGCAGUGAUGGUCGGCGCCGACGCCACAACUCAAACUCCUUGGGUUCCCUGCGGCUGCAAGCGCUGCAGCCAUCGCCGGUUUCCUUUGAAAUCCGAGAUGAUCAAGCUAGAGUACACACAGCAUCCAUUCACAUCCAGAACCCCAACGAUCAAGCACUGGCAGUGCAGCUUUCCUUGCGGCAUCCAUCUACCAGAAGGUUGUCAAAGGAUGGCAUUGUCGUGAUUCAAGGGGAUUCAGAGGCUUCCGUGACUGGAAGGCGCCUUCAAGCAGCAGAGAACUGCAGCCAGCCAUUGCUGCUGCUACGGCCCCGCGUGAGUCAGAAUAUUCGCGCAACUCGGCGGCUGCGGCGUUUGGCUCAGCUCCCAGGACUGGAGAAUAGCACUUGGCUAUACCUCAGCCAUUUGGGGCUGAGCAUCGCACAGCUAGAUUGCGCUGCAAACGCGGAAGAGGUGGCGAAGCAGCUUGAAAGCGAACAUGCAGGUGAAGUGGAAUUCGUGGAGGUGGACAAGAGAAACCUGUUUAAGAUGGGCGUCACAGAUACACAAUGGAGUCGUCAAUGGGGCAUGAGGAGAAGUGGCUUCGAUAAUGCAUGGUCUCGUUUGGAUGCUUACAGUUUUGAACCUGACCCAGUGACAGUUGCUGUCUUGGACACUGGCGUGCAGCUAGAUCACGAAGACUUGCAAGGUAGGCUUUGGCAAAAUCCAGGUGAGAUACCAGGAAAUGGCAUCGAUGACGACGGGAAUGGCUUCAUUGACGAUGUGCAUGGCUGGGAUUUUGCGGAUGGAGAUGCCGAUCCUUCCGAUGACGAUGGUCAUGGAACGCACUGUGCAGGCGUCAUCGGUGCCGCGAAGAAUGGCAGGGGCGUGGUUGGCGCCUUUGGAGGCAGUUCUUCUGUACGAAUCAUGGCACUCCGUUUCCUCUCCAGUGAGGGAGGCCGCACCAGCGAUGCAAUCCUUGCACUGAACUAUGCGGUGUCCAUGGGUGCCGUGAUUUCCUCGAACAGCUGGGGCGGAGCAUCUCACAGCUUGGCGCUGGAGUCUGCGGUGCAGAGUGCUAAGGAAGGUGGGCACUUGUUCAUUGCAGCUGCAGGGAAUAUGGGCAGCAGCAACGACUUCGUCCCGACGUUUCCUUGCAACUACGAAGCUGCUCUUUGUGUUGCUGCGACCACCUCCACAGAAGAAUUGGCCGACUACAGCAACUACGGUGUGAAUUCUGUGGAGAUUGCUGCGCCAGGCACUGACAUCAUGAGUACCUACAUCGGAAACAGCUAUGCAUCUUUAAGUGGCACCUCGAUGGCGACGCCACACGUGGCUGGUGCAGCUGCUCUGGUUUGGAGCUGGAUGGGGCAGCGCUUUGUCAGUGAUGCGGCUGGGGACCUGCGGGCCAUCAUCUUGGAGUCGGCUCAGCGGCCAUCUUUUCUGAAUGGCUGGGUGAGCCAUGGCAUGUUGGAUGUGAAUGGCAUGGUCUUAAAGGCAGAGUCACGAAACUGGCUGCGCCUUCUACAGCCUCCAAAUGGCUCGGUGGACGCCACAGGUACCAUUGCCUCCGUUCUGUUGGAUGCGCUCGGUGAGGUGAACACCAGUCUCGAGAUCGGUCAUGAGUUCUUGGCCGUUGGCACUUAUGAAGCCCACAUACUCAUCAGUGGGAGUGACCACGAGGACGAGGACGAGGCGGUGGUUCCGGUCCAGCUGACGAUUCUGGGAUCUCCUUAUUUACCAGCAGGGAUCUUCCAAGGGAUGUUGGACUUCGGUGUGGUGCCCUUGGGGGGCGAGGGCCGUCGAACUAUUCGGCUGUGGAACUAUGGCAAUGGCACAGCGCGGGUGAAGCUGAACCCGCUGGCUUCUCCGUUUGCUGGCCCCUUGGUGGAGGUGUCAGUGGAGCCUCACGAAUCGAUGGAUUUGAUCGUGACCUGCCGCCCCACCCGCACGGGGCAGUUUGCCGGGAACGCGAGCUUUGGCACCAACUCUGGGCUUCCAGCUGUCGAGGCCUCAUUGGCCGAUGCCACGGAGAAGGGGGAGCAGUUCUCCAUGGCUAUGAGCUGCAAAGGUAGCGAAGCACCACAUUUGGAAUUGGAUUCUUUCAGUGGUGCCGUCCUUCUGCAAGCAGAUGGCCUGCCUUUCCACUUCACGCCAUGCGUGCCAGCGCAAUGGGAGGCUAACUUUCUGGACGCCCAGUCACCCGACACGAACGUCACAGCGCCCCUGGCAGUGGUGGAAAGCUCCAACCUAGAAGGUUGCCUGCCACAUCAGACGACGGUGGCUGGACAUAUUGUGCUGGUGAGCCGAGGUGGCUGCACCUUUCAAGAGAAGAUCACCCUGAUUCAGGACGCUGGUGGACUUGGAGGCCUCUACUAUGACACAGAGGGGACCACCACCCUGCGGAUGAUGGGCACUGCAGACGUCAACAAUGCCCCCACACUUCCCGCAUUCAUGGUCUCUCGCUCGCAGGGUCUUGCGCUGCGAGAUCGGGUCCUGUCCGGUGAAGUGCUCAUGAUUUCGUUGAUCAGGCGUCCAAUUGUGCUGCACACUCAUCUGCCUGGUGAGGGUUCUCCGCGGGCCUAUGGACAGCUAGGAAUGCAAAACCUUGGUGGUGGCUUGCUCCACUGGAGCACUGAAAUCGACAUGCUGACGUUCGAGGAACACAGCUUCUACUCUGUUGUGUAUCCUGGAGCAGCCAAUUCAACAGCUGGUCCAGAUGUAGCGCCAUUGCCGCCAGCACCUGUGCCAUCGUGGACUGAAAGUAGCAUGCUGACAGAGGAUGCGUAUUUCAGAAAUAAGGACAUUGAUGAUGACGCAUCACCAUUGGCGCUGACCUUUCCAAUGCCUUUCUAUGGGCAAGUUGUCCAGGAUGUUCAAAUGUCAUCGAAUGGUUUGAUUGCAAUGGCACCGGACAGCAGCACAUUCCGAAAAGGCAGUGACUACUGGGGACACCUGCCCUCAGAAGCACUUCCCAACGGCCUUCUGGCAGCCUAUUGGAAUGAUCUUCGCUGCAGUGCUAGCCAUGGAUGCCGACUGAUGACAGGUCACCGCUUUGCUCAAAACGAAGCCGGAUCCUGUGGCAAUAGCAAUGCGACCAUCAUCCAAUAUAAGGACUUUGUUCAUCGAUAUGACAUGUCUGCGGUGGUCUCCGUGGAAGCGCGACUCUAUGCCGACGGAUGCAUGGAGUUGCAGUACGACCGCAUACCGGGGCAGGAACAUCGAAGUGCAGCGAAGAUUGGCAUUGAGACCAGGAGUGGGCGAAGUGGGUUGAAUUUGGCGCCGGUGCUGCCCGUCAACCGUGAUGAACGAUUUGGAAUCAUGUUUGUGCCAUUCCUUGCAGCAGACCCAAGGAGACCAAGCACCGCUGCCGUGAAGCCUGGAGAGACCUCUGAUUUUCACUUUCAUGUGGAGGGCUACCGUUCCAAGCAGGCCUGGAUUAUGGUGAGGGCUUCGGAUGGGACAGGCCACUGGAACUCCGAACGUGUGGUGCGGGUGGUCCAGCAAGUCUUCAGCUACUCUUGGAAGUUCAGUGCAUGGGGUCCGUGCACCAAGUUGGUCUGCAGCAGUAGCGUGGGUGAAGAGGGUCGAACUGUAUACUGUGGCGGUUCUGAUGGCGGCGUCUAUGACGUUGAACAUUGCUCCGGCCCACCUACGUGCACUGACACUCCCGGGUGGAGAGACAGUUAUGGUGACACUUGCCAGACCUACGCUACAAAUUUGUAUUGCACUGCUGAGGGUGGCUAUGGUCCUGGAUGGAAAUGGUUCUGGGGCUCCUUCGAAGACUACCGGCGCAAUGGGCACAUCGCGCCUACCGCAUGCUGUGCCUGCGGCGGUGGAGCGUUGGUCGACUCGCAGCCAGAAUCUGUAAGAGCAUGUUCUGAGCCCACGCAGGGACCAGAUUUGAACGGCGAUGGUGUCGACGAUUGUGCUCCUGCGAUAGCACCACCGGCACCAGUCACAGAGACCACAACGGAGACCAGCAGUACUGCAACUCAGACAACUGAAACGACGACGACGCAAACUGCCACAUCAGCGACUCAAACAUCCUCGACGUCGCAAACUGGUACAAUCACGAGUGUCACCCAGACAAGCUCCACAGACACACAGACUUCAAGAACAACUUCCAGCACGUCCACAGCAACCUGGUCUUCCACUAGUGUGACGCAAACGAUCACAACGACCGCCACAGUUACGGCAACACUGACAUCAACACUCACAACAACUCUCACCACUCGGACAACUACAGUGACGUCAACAGCUACCUCAUCGUGGACCAGGACCUCUUCAUCUCAAACCAGCACUAUUUCCUCAAGUGCAACUCGCACUGAAACCACAACAGGCUCUACAACAGCAACCAUCACCUCAACCUCCAUCUCACUCACAAGCACAACGGCCACCUUGACGAGCACUGCGAGCUUGACGUCCACAAGCAUAUCAGGCACGAGAAGUUCAACGAUUUCAACGACAACACAAUCUUCAACCUUGAGUUCAACCAUCAGCAGCACUGCUUCCAGCACUACAUCCUCUAGUACAACUGCUUCAAGCACCUUGACUGCAACGUCUACUCUCACGACCACGUCGACCACUGAAUCAGACACUGUCACUUCUACCGGCACGACUUCUACAAGCCUUUCCUUUACAGCCACCACAACAACAAGUUCAACUACAAGUUCAUCAACUGGUACAGAAACAACUCGCACUAUCACCUCGUCUGGAACUCAGACUUCCACCCUGACGUCUUCAGAAACCAGCACAACAAUCUCAACCUCCAUCUCCUCCACGAAGACCAGCACUGUGACCAGCACCAGUGUAUCUCGCACAGCCACGACGUCAGUGACUACCACUAGUAGCUCACAGUCAAGCACAUCGGUCACCUCGACACAAACAACGUCCAGUCUGACUGUAACUUUGACUAGCACCACCUCAUUAUCAAGCAGUUCAACGACAACGAUCACAGUUUCAAGCACAACCUCGAUCACCACCACAACUGUGACAAAGACGACAAGCUCUACAACAAGCAGCACCUCAACUAGAAGCACGAGCAUCAGCUCCACAACAACAAGCACCAAGUCAAGCACUGCGACAAGCAGCUCUUCAACGACGUCAACUUCGAGCAGCACAGUCACCUGGACAACCACAGUCACCACCACUACAAGUUUGACAAGCAGUAGCAACACCAUGAGUUCUACGCACACUUCUACGAAAACCAUCACGACCACAACAAGCUCUUCAGUGACAACGUCUAGGAGCAGCACUAGCACGCUUUCUUCAACUGUCACAACUACCACCAGCUCAACUUCCAGUAGCACCAGUACAAGCGUCACUUCUACAGACACAAGCACUACGUCACAGACGUCCAGCACUACGUCCAGUAGCACGUCCAGCUCCACAAGCACAAGCACGGAGUCGUCCACCAGCAAGACAUCGAGCACAUCCCGAAGCAGUAGCAGUUCAACAAGUGUCACAGUCACUCACACUGAUACAUCCACAACAACUGGCACUUCUUCAGUGACAGUUUCAUCCACCACAUCUUCAUCGAGCACAUCUUCUUCCAGCACCUCAUCCUCAAGCCUUUCUUCUAGCAGCUCGUCGGUUUCCAGUACUGUCUCCUCCUCGACGAGUCUUUCAACAUCAUCCUCUAGCACCACAUCGACAUCAUCCAGUUCAAUCACAACUUCAAGUACGACUACCACAAGCUUUACAUCCAGCUCACUGACAAUGACGUCAAGCAGCAGCACCAGCAGCAGCUCCAGUUCAUCCUCUCUCACCUCAACAACAACCUCUGCCUCAUCAUCAACAUCUUCAUCAACCAGCACAAGCACCAGCACCACCAGAACCAGCACAAGCAAGACCGGCACAACCAGCAGCAGCACUACCAGCACCAGCACUUCCAGCAGCAGUACUGCUUCUACAACCUCAAAGACGACAACGACUUCCACCACCACGACUAGCACCUCUAGCACUAGCACAGCUACCUCUACCAGUACAACUGUCACAACAUCAACAAGCUCCACCACAACAUCCACGAGCAUCUCCUCUACGAUCUCGACGUCUACCAGCAGCUCGUUCACAUCUACAUCCAAGACUUUCACUUCGUCCACGUCUGGCACAACAAGCAUCACUACAACCUUAUCCAGCUCCACGACGUUGUCAACGACGUCCACAAGCGUUACCACUUCAACAAGCAAAACACUGACAUCGACCAAGACUUCAUCAACCAGCUCGUCAUUCACCAGCACGACGUCACAGACCAGUAGCUCUUCCCUGACUUCCUCCAGCAGCUCCAGCAGCAGCUCCACUUCCGGAACCACGACCUCCAUGACCAGCUCGACCCACACGGCCACAGUCACCAGCAGUUCAACCACAAGCUCCUCAACAAUUUCCGACACAACGACCAUUAGCGUCACAGGGACGAGCAGCACCACAGCCACAGUGACCAGGACAUCUCAGACCUUAAGCUCUACAACUUCGAUUUCCAAGACCUGGACGUCUACUUCCUUCACAGAAACCACAUCCACACAAACCAGGAAUGGGCCUCCGGUGCAGAUCCUGAGUGAGCCAGAAGAUGUGAUGACGAUCGACUCGACCUUGCUUGUGCUGGGGGUCAAUGACACAACGCCUGGUUUGGAGGAUUCUUUGCAAGACUCCAUUUCCAGCACUGUGGGCGUCGACCCAAGAAGAGUUGCAAUUUCAGAUCUUGGUAUGACGCUGGCGGCAGUGCUGGAUGAUGGGCUUCGCCGUCGGUUGUCCAUGAUGGAAUUGGCUCUGGAAGUGAAUUUUCAGGUCAUCCUGACAGGCGAAAGCGAGUCUUCAGAACUUGGCUCCUCUUCGGCUGCAAGUGUACUAAGUGCUGUUUCUGCUAUAAAGGACGACCCAUCUGCUUUGGUCUCGAAGCUCUCCAACACCUUAGCUGUUGAAACUCCAUUGCGUGCACGGCUCACGACGCCGAAACUGCAGCAGAAGCAGGCUGUCAUUGUGGCGGAGGAGUGGGGCACAUGUGGGCCUGGCCUAACGUGUGCGCGCUCAGAGCAGCUGUUGUUGCGAUAUCGGGCUGUGUGGUGCGCUGACGCAGAGAACAUCUCUGUCCAGCUGUCCUCGGCUAUGUGCUCUGGCAACGCCCCCAGGACCAUGGAGCCGUGCCCAGACACCGUGACGCAUCCUCCAAGCUGUGGUUGGCACCUGGGCUCGUGGUCCGAGUGCCGCUCACAGGUCUCAGACAAGAACAGCACCGAUGUGGUGGACAACAUGACGACACCUUGCGACAGCAGUGGCAUAGGCCAUCAGCAGCGGGAGGUGAGAUGUCUAGCCCAGGACCCAGCGAUAGAUUGUGGCAAUCCGCCAGAAAGAGAAAGAGAGUGUCAAUGCAUCUCGAGCCAGCUGCAACUGCAAAGGGAUCACCUCCAGCAGGAAACGGCACAAGUCCUGGCUGCCUCUCCUGGACCCCUCCUGAUAGGACUCAUUGCUGGAGGCUGCAUUGCAUGCACCUGCUGUGCCUUUUGCUGCUUCAGUAUGGUGAAGGGAAACCAGAGCACAGUGAAAAAGCUUGACAAGAGCACGUUGCAAGACUUUGAUGGCCCAGCUGCAGAGCCAAAGCGCCCAGAUGCACCCCAAAGUGCUGUGACAGUAUGUGUGGCUGCAGGGCGUCGGAGCCGCGAUGGUGAGGAGAGGCCGGAGUCUCCGGAGGAUGGCGAUUCGACUGUUGCUUGCAGCGUGCAAUCACCUCUUCCGUCUCCUUCACAUGCUCCAAGCUACCAGUCGCGUGUCACUCCGCUGGCUUCGCCUUGUUCCAUUGCAUCAGUGUCAUCUCAACCAAUACAGCUUCCACUGCCAUCACCUUCCGCCAUGUCCGUCUCUUCCAUCAAUGCUGUUUUGCAGUCGCCGGCACAUUCUAUGCAAGGCUCGGGCUCACCUGACACGAUGCUAGACGGCUUGGAAUUCUCUCCGAGGCGUCGGUCAAAUGGGCCUAGUUCCCCGAAAAAGAGGUCCGGACCUAGUGGACCCUCUCUGCCGGUGCUGUCAGAACACCAAUCGAUUCAAGGCGCAGUUGAAAGUGAGACAGCUCUGUUUGCGGCUCUCAGCUCUCCGAGCAACUUCUUGAGACCAGCAUCCCCCAGCAAGCUGAGGGCGGCUUCCCUACCUCCAGUCGCCGAAGUGGAGAAGCAGCGUGACCCGCCUUUGCCAAGCCAAGCACAAAGCGACAGUGAAGGGCAUAACUCAGUGAACACGCAGAAGCAACGGAAAAAGAAAGGUCCUCGGCCACCCACCCUGGAAUUGGAUCGCUAUCUUGAAGAUGAAGCACCUUUGCACUCGGAGCAGGAAGAUGUUGAAGUGAACUAUGCCACAUCACCUUCGAAGUCUCCAAGCAAGCGCAAUGCCAGCCAUGCUUUUGCACCAGCUUGGCUGAGGGAUGAUGGUGAGGCAUGUGGCGGUGGCACUCCUUCCCAUGCCGAGAGGUUCGAGCUGAAGUCGAUGCCUCCACAGCCACUCCUCCCACAACCGCCAACUCCCGGUGGAACGAUACCGCCACCACCAAUUCCGAAGAACCCGGAGCCACCAUCGCAAGCUCCACAAGGCCUUCGUCGUGGCAAUUCCAAAGUGGAUUUCCCCAGUGUGCCACCAUCGCCAAGCACCAAGAGCACACCAGUUGCACAGGAAUUGUCUGAGUCGGCCUUGCCAUCAGCCCCAAAUCUGCCUCCACCUCCGAGGUUGGCCUCUCGCGAAUCUGAAGUGUUCUCAGUGUUCUCGCUCUGA